UGUCUUCCUCGUUAUAUUAACUCAAAAUCAUUCAGCUCAUUUAACCGACCGGCUUCGACCGCUGAAAACUUCACGGAGCAAAUAGGUCACAAAGCUUGAAUAUACCUACGGAGAUAUUACCAAUAAACCCUGCGCAAAUACGGCAACGUCUGAAGGCUAACCGCGCCGCCACUGCGAGGACAAGCUGUCGCAUUGCCAUUUUGGUGCUCCGCGUGAACCAAAAUUAGGCACUCCUCGCUGGAUAUACCCUUCACAUGGCUUCAGGACCCGGCCUUGGAGGGCAGCGAGUUAAGCUAGAGCCAAGCCCGAUCCCUAUGAUCAAGGCAGACCCCGAUGCUCGACCUGAACCCGCGGGUGCAGUAUCUGACGAUGAUAUUUACGAAGACACGGGGGAUUUGGAUUUUUCUAAUUCAAUGCAAGAUGUUUGGUUGACUCGUAUACCGAAAAUGCUUUGGGAGAAUUGGUCAAGGCUCGAAGAUGAUGAGGAAGUGCAAAUUGGGACCAUUAGGGUGGAGGGCGGCCCUACGGACAUCAAACGUGUUAGCAUGCGGCUUAAUGAUACACCUCAAAUGAAAGGCGUUCCGAAAGAUUACAACCUGCGACGACAAAAUGUUAACCCUGAUAAAUCGGCCUUUGCGGUGCAGAACACAUUCAUCUUCACCGAAAAAGAACUACCGGGAUAUCGGGAUAGGACCAAUAUACUGUUUAAUGAGGCUCAGCCCCAUGGAAGAUCAUAUCUAUAUGAGCAGACAAAACGCGAUUCUAGAAAACGAACCAAUCGCAAAAAAUGGGAGCCAUACACUCGGAAAACCAUCCCAAAACAAACGGCCAUCGUCGGUAGCGUCCGUGACGAAUUUAACUGCCUUCCUGUAGAAAAUGAAGAGUAUCAGAGGAUGGCUGAAGCUAGGGCACUUGACGUUCUUAAACCCAAACGCGAAACAAUAUAUAUUGGUAAAGUUAGUGGUGAGAUGCUGAAACCUAAGACUGUUGCAGCUGCCGAUAAAUCUACUUUCAUUCAAGUUGCAAAGCCUCCCAAGGCUCGCGCUCAAGAGAACAAAACGGCCCGUAUGCCCCAAAACGAGCUUCUGGAUCUUAUCUAUGGCUGUUUCCGACGACACAAGUACUGGCCGUUUAAAUCUCUCAAAGCAGAACUCAGGCAGCCUGAGGCUUACCUUAAACAAACCUUGGAAAUGGUGGCCCAUCUUGUCAAAAGCGGAGAUUUUGCAAUGACAUGGGAGCUUAAGCCAGAGGCCAGGGAGAGUAACUACGCCGAUGCCUUGGCCUACAAAGAUGCCAAGGAGGAGCUCCCGCCUACAGCAGGUUACAACUUCGAUUCCGAGGGAGAACCUACUGCUUCAGGGGUUGGUACUGAUAUGGACGAGGACGACCCGAACGUUUCGUUUGAGAACGUAGUUUAGACGGGUAGAACGACCACUUAAAUGAAGUGAAUUGAGUAACAGGGUAUGGCGUUUGAGAAUGAUCUGCUGGCAAAAAAGGGGCCACCUUGCUUUAUGUAACUUAGCCUCCAGGAAUAUUAAGGAAAAAAUUUUUGGGGGUUAAUGUCUUCAUAAAUAGUUUAUGUUACAUUAAUAUAUCAAGCUACAUUCAAUAAUCCCAUAGAAUUAGCUCUCCAAGCAUUCAGUCGGACGACUCGGCAUCUCCACCCCUUCGAAAUUUGUUAGGCCGUCCCAUUAGGGUUUAAACCCGACAUAUUCGAAGACCCAUA
Blastomyces dermatitidis ER-3 is the source of this 1726-nucleotide messenger RNA. Its product is annotated as transcription initiation factor TFIIF subunit beta. The transcript has 4 exons. The record is from RefSeq and is a predicted model, not a curated record. Gene Ontology annotation, cellular component: transcription factor TFIIF complex. Gene Ontology annotation, biological process: transcription by RNA polymerase II; transcription initiation at RNA polymerase II promoter. Bases 255 to 1418 code for a protein of 387 amino acids. NCBI's taxonomy places the organism in Eukaryota, Fungi, Ascomycota, Eurotiomycetes, Onygenales, Ajellomycetaceae.